CGGCACAGAGACAGAGAGAGGGAGGAGGAGGUUUCAAAGCACCAGAGGACUUUCGGAAGGGGAGGUAACUUAAAGGAAGCUUCCUCGCUUCGCAUCAUCCACCGAGGUGUUGCGCUGCGCCGCUGUCAACAAGGGUUUGGCAGGUUGAAGGCUCGCCGUCUCUGCACCACCAGCCGGCUGGAGACCACACAUGGGAAGUACGGCCGUGGACACGGGCAAGAAGAAAGGGGGGAUGAAGAGGAACAAGCGGCGUAUGUUGCGCCUCAAUAUCCCGGAUCUCAGUUCGUUUGCUAUGCCUUUCCUGGAUGCAGAUGUAGAAUCCUCUGAUAAAGAACUUUUGCAAAAGGGGGAAGACGCCCCCCACACCUGCGACAGUCCCUCCAAAGGAUUCUUCUCCCGGAAUUUUUACCAUCGGCCGUCCAGCCCCGUCUCGGCCCCGGUGAGAGUGAAGCAAAGUCCUGGCUCCCCCAAAACGGUCUUCCCCUUUCCCCAAGACUCUUCGCCAAGGUCUCCCCGACGAAUGAGCUUCAGUGGCAUCUUUCGCUCCACAUCAAAGGAUUCCUCCGGCAGCUCCACCUCUACCUCGCCUGUCUCCAUGAAGUUCUUCUCCAGGUCCAGGAAAGCCUCGGGACUCUCAACUCCCUCCACGCCGGUACAGUCGACCAAGCCAGCCUUCCCCCUGGAAUCGUACAAGCAGGAACCGGAGCGCCUGGAUGCUCGCACUCGCUCCUACUCAUCUCCACCCGACUCGGGCCAACGCUUCACCGUCUCAGUGCCUCCAGCAGCCACCCCGGCUAAGCCUUUCACGCCACUCUCCAGCUACAAUGCUACCUCGAAACCAGUGCAAGGCUCGGCGGAAGGCAUGCUGGAGAAGCUGGAGCUGGACGAUGAAGCCGAAGAGUCAGACAGUGAUAUUUAUAUGAGAUUUAUGAAAUCCCACAAGUGCUAUGACAUCGUUCCCACCAGCUCAAAGCUCGUUGUAUUUGAUACUUCAUUGCAAGUGAAGAAGGCCUUCUUUGCUUUGGUGGCGAAUGGUGUUCGAGCAGCCCCGCUUUGGGAAAGCAAAAAACAAAGUUUUGUAGGAAUGUUAACCAUAACAGACUUCAUAAACAUACUGCAUAGAUACUACAAGUCACCCAUGGUGCAAAUUUAUGAGCUGGAGGAGCACAAGAUUGAAUCAUGGCGAGAGCUAUAUUUACAGGAAACAUUCAAGCCUUUGGUGAACAUAACACCAGAUGCAAGCCUCUUCGAUGCAGUAUAUUCGCUCAUUAAGAACAAAAUUCAUCGGUUGCCCGUCAUCGAUCCCGUCAGUGGAAAUGCACUUUAUAUCCUCACUCACAAAAGAAUUCUAAAGUUUUUGCAGCUUUUUGUCUCUGAGAUGCCAAAGCCUGCCUUUAUGAAGAAAACACUGGAGGAACUUGGAAUAGGAACGUACCUUAAUAUUGCCUUCAUCCAUCCAAACACCCCUAUUAUAAAAGCCCUAAGUAUAUUUGUGGACAGGAGAGUUUCUGCAUUGCCUGUCGUGGAUGAGUCAGGGAAGGUUGUAGAUAUUUAUUCCAAAUUUGAUGUUAUAAAUCUUGCUGCUGAAAAGACCUACAAUAACCUGGACAUCACCGUAACCCAGGCACUGCGGCACCGCUCACAGUAUUUUGAGGGGGUGGUGAAGUGUCACAGGCUGGAAACACUGGAGACAACGGUGGACAGAAUAGUUAAAGCUGAGGUUCAUCGGCUGGUGGUGGUUGAUGAGAAAGAAAGUAUUGUGGGAAUCGUCUCGUUGUCUGACAUUCUGCAGGCUCUUGUGCUCACGCCAGCAGGUAUAGAUGCACAAUAUUCCUAAUAUCCUGGAGUCUGACCACUGACCCCUUCCUCUAAGCACUCAGGUUCUGUAAGAAAGGAAAGUAUUUCAGAAUGACAGAUUACAAUAGAACACAGAAGGUUGUUGACAAGAAUGCUUGGAAGCUUCUUAUUAGUUCUGGGCCAGAUGAACGCUGACGACAGCAGAGAAGAGAAGGCACAAGAUUGUAAAUCACAGAAGUGAAAUGGUUUAAUCAAACACUCUAGCUGGAUCUGAAAAGUAUUUGUGACAAUAUGUGACGCCAAACACGCGAUCUUGCUCACUGAAUACCAUUGGCCGAUACAGCUGUAAUGUUGCAGUUAAGACUUUGAAAGAAUUUAUUUUGCAAAAAAAAACUAUUAGCGACUAUAUCUGAAAGAUAUUUUUUAAAUAUCGCAUUAAACCCAGAGCAAUUUGAAUGGCUGUUUUAUUUCCGCAGGUUUAUGAGUGUGUUGUUCAUGGCAUGGAGUGUAAAUCAACCCACUCCAUUGUGCGAAUUCUCAUGGAAAAGAACUCAAACUUAGUUUGGACCUGCACACACGUACACCACAAUCCUCCAAUUCAGUAGGAGCACGUAGUGUGAGAACUGUACUGUAAAUAGGAAGUUAUUAAGGGGAAAAUGUGCCCGAGAAAGGUAUAUUUUUAGGUGUGUGAAAAUGUAAAAUUAUGUUUGUACGAUUGCACAUUUAAAUUUUUUUUGUAAAUGAUAUUAUUUUCAUAUGGCUGCAAGAAUGGGGAAGGGUGGGGUGUUGUCCGUGUAAAUGCAUAAAGGCAUGAAGGCGGCGGUUGAUGUAAUAGGUUUGUGUGUUUGAAAGAGCGGAGAGGAGAAAGGGAAGUAAGUGCUUGCUGCGGAGCAGGAUUGUUGGGCAUGGAAAGAAACACGUGUGGCAAAACUUUGUGAAAGUAAUAAUGCACUUUAAAAACAUGGCCAUUCAUUGUGUAGCAAAUCGACACAAACGACGGGAAGGGACGUUCAUGUCCCUGCUGCCCCCACCACCUCACCCCCAAACCCAACUUACAAAUCUGCAGUUUGUAGUUGGUGGGUGAAAUGCAAACCUAACCCCCAGAUCCUUGCGUAGAUCAAAAUGCCAACAAAAAAAUUGUAUUUGGAAUGAUUGCCAUCACCUGUUAACCUGAUAUCGAUGCGGGGAGGCUAGGCUUUGAAUCUGGUGAGGUCUGUAGGCUAUUCAAUUCAUCGUUUAGUUGACUCUGAAUCUUGCAUUCUCUUCCUUCUAGCCUCCCACCACUGCCCCCAAGAAAUUAAUCACUGGUGGUGAUUCUGUAAUGUCAGUGAAUUCUAUACUUUUGCUUUCGUAAGGAUUGUGUAAAAAGUGAACGGGUGUGUGUAUGACGGGAAUGUGUCGUAACUUUGAACACCUUGCGAAUAAUGCCGUCCUCCUCUGUAAAUGCUUUGAGUAGAGGACCUGUGAAAAGUUUGCUCAACCCAAUAUUACAUUCUCGGCCUUUUGAUCUGGGUUGAUGAAGUUAACAUCACGUAGUUGCAAUUUAAGUGCCAUUAAAAUUAUUCAAUCAAAGUGAUGUGAACUGAUUCUAAAUGUAGCUUAUUAAAACUUUCUUGUAUUAUACUUUGAAUGCUGUCCUGCAUUACUUCAGUGCAUUAUGUAUACAGUAUUGUACAUUGUUAAUGUUGAAUAAAGAAGGUUUAAUUGCCAACUGCAA
Messenger RNA from Amblyraja radiata (thorny skate), 3514 nucleotides. Its product is annotated as 5'-AMP-activated protein kinase subunit gamma-2. The record is from RefSeq and is a predicted model, not a curated record. Gene Ontology annotation, molecular function: AMP binding; protein kinase regulator activity; protein kinase binding. Gene Ontology annotation, biological process: regulation of catalytic activity; protein phosphorylation. The coding region runs from base 191 to 1837 and encodes 548 amino acids. The transcript has 16 exons. Gene Ontology annotation, cellular component: nucleus; nucleotide-activated protein kinase complex; cytoplasm. Lineage: Eukaryota; Metazoa; Chordata; Chondrichthyes; Rajiformes; Rajidae.